GAAAGAACAAAAAAAACCGUUUCGAUGAAUCAAUCGGAGGGUUUCCUUUUAUCAUUGCCGGAUGAUAUUGUGCUGAAAAUCGUGAAUUUGCUUCAGUUUUCGGAUGUUUGUUCUCUAAGCAGUUGCUGUCGAGCGUUGAAAAACCUGUGCGGUUUGGAUUCUGUGUGGUUGGAUCUAUGUAAUGAUAGAUGGCCAAACCUAGAAAUUGUCCAAAACACUUUAGGAUCUCUCAAUAAUGGUGAAUUACCUGUGAUUAUUUCGGCGGAUGAUGCUGUCUUGAAGGGAUGGAAGGAAUUUUAUAUAUACAAACACAUGGAGAUAAGUAUGCAAUCACAAAUUGUGAUUGGAUCUAUGAAGUAUGAUUCUAAUGAAUUUGUCAAGGUCAAGCAUUAUCAAACUACUAUGGAGAAACUGUGGCGAUUCGAGUUUGAAUUCAAAGAUGUGGAGAUAUUCUUUUUCAAACCAAAUUUAAGUGGGAUCAUUAAUUUGGUUGGAUUACAUUACUGCAUUGAUUGUCUUGAAAUACCUUGUGAUGAAUUGAUUGAAGCACUUAGCCGCAACAAGAUUAUAGACAGGGAUGUGAUUGCUAGAUGGUGGAAAUAUGGAGAACAUUUUCAAGACAUUUUGGAGGGGUUUGAUAAUGAGUUUUAUUUUCAUGGGGUGUCAUUGGAGGAUAUCGCAUUGAGUGAAGUAGAUUUAUUUAUGGAUCUUGUUCGAACUCGAAACAGCUCGCUAACUAUUCGUCUUUCUUCUUGUUCAGAUAUUUGAUUUUCGGUUUAUUUAGAUUCAUGAA
This is a messenger RNA of Impatiens glandulifera, 793 nucleotides long. RefSeq lists its product as uncharacterized. Bases 25 to 768 code for a protein of 247 amino acids. Gene Ontology annotation, biological process: SCF-dependent proteasomal ubiquitin-dependent protein catabolic process; protein polyubiquitination. The transcript is spliced from 4 exons. Lineage: Eukaryota; Viridiplantae; Streptophyta; Magnoliopsida; Ericales; Balsaminaceae. Gene Ontology annotation, cellular component: SCF ubiquitin ligase complex. The record is from RefSeq and is a predicted model, not a curated record. Gene Ontology annotation, molecular function: protein binding.